Molecule: messenger RNA, 3547 nt
Organism: Fundulus heteroclitus (mummichog)
Lineage: Eukaryota; Metazoa; Chordata; Actinopteri; Cyprinodontiformes; Fundulidae
Gene: hmmr
Product: hyaluronan-mediated motility receptor (RHAMM)
Exons: 20
Coding region: 110-3244 (1044 amino acids)
Cellular component (GO): membrane
Molecular function (GO): hyaluronic acid binding
Source: RefSeq, a predicted model, not a curated record
ACGUUAGUUUGAAAAUUCAGCGGCGGAGCUUUAGCGACUGUUGUUGUUUGUCACCGUCGAAGCUGCUCUGCAGCCUUUCUCUAAACAUUAACACGAAGUCGAGGCGAAGAUGUCAUUUUCAAGAGCCCCGUUGAAGAGGUUCAACGAGCACAUAGGGUGCGCCCCUCCACCUGGGUCCUAUGACAUCAAAUCAGAGGAUGCGAAGGGAGCUGCUUCUUUCAACAAAUCGGACCGAUUCAGAGCUACCAAGGCAGCUGCCGGAGCUGCUCUUCUACCACCAUCGUCGCCUUCCAGAAGUGUCUUCGUCUCUCCUGUCCGCAGGACUAUGUCGGUGGAUGGUCUCACUGAAGGGUCAAGUGGCAGAAAAGACAGGAAUGGCAUGACCUUUGAAAAGAAGCAGCUGAAGCUUUUGGAAAAAGAGAUCCGGUCCCUGGUGCAGCAGCGAGGAGAGCAGGACCGACGUUUGCUGGGCCUGGAGGACAAUCUGAAGAAGGCGGAGGCCAAGCUGCUCGCCGCGGUCAGAGAGAAGACGGGGCUCUCUGCCAACGUCAUCACACUGGAAAGACAACGAGCAGAGCUCAAGAAAGCCAAUGAGUUCCUGAAAAACAAGGUUUCAGCUGAUACUGCAAAAAAGAGAAUAAAUUCCAUCACAAUGGAGCUGAUGGAAGCCAGGAACAACCUGGAUGUUAAAAAUCAGGAGUUGAGUCUUCUGCAAGUUACCACUGAAAGCCAACUGAAGGUGUUGGAAACCGACCUCCAAGCUGCCAGGGCUACAGUGUCUAAUCUACAGGACAGGAACAGGGAUCUGGAGGAUCUGCAUCAAGUGACGAAAACCCAGAAUGUGGAGCUGGAGACUGAAAACGAGAGGUUAAACGGUGAGAUGCUGGAGCUGAGAGAGGAGAUCAGAGUACUCCAGGAAUACUUGGAUGCAGCUAAUGACCAGAUUCAGGACCUUCGUUUAAAGAUCCAGGAGAAGACCCAGGGGGAUGAUGUCGCUGAUUCCCAGGGAGAGAAGCUAAAGCAUCUAGAGAUGGAACUGGAGCAGAAAACCGGGAAGCUACAAACCACGCAGGAUCUGCUGAAACAAAAGGAGGAGGAGGCCACCAAAUUCCAGCAAGAGCUGCAGACGUGCAAGGAUGCUUUGUGGGAAGUGGAGAAGAGGCUAGAAUACCAAGAGCUGGAGCUCCAGUCUGCACAAAAGUCGGCCAUCGACAUGGAGAAGCAAAUGAAGUUAGCCUGCCAGGAAGUCGAAGACUCUCAGGCAACUGUCCGUCAGCAAGAGGCUGAGCUUAGCAGGCUGAGGGAGGUGCUUCGGAGAACCGAGAGGGAGCUCGAUGAGAGGGUGGCACAUCUGGAACACAAGUGUCUGCUCUCUGAGGAAGAGAGAAGUAAGGCCCAGGAGCAAGGGUUUAGGAGAGUGGAGGAGCUGAAGAAUGAGCUGAAUGUCUUACAGCAGGGUAAAAGAGAUGAAAGGAGGAGACAGAUUCAGCUCGAGCAAGAACACGCAGCACUCACUGAGGAGCUGGCCAAAGAAAAGGCUCUGGUGGACUCUCUGACUCUGCUUGUGGAGGAGGAAAGGGAAGAGUCUCAAGAGCAAAUGAGACAGCUGAAGGAGGAAAUGGAGGAGGUGCUGGGUGAGCUGGCUCUCAUGGAGGAACAGGAGCAGAAGAGGCAGGAGGUGGCGGAGAAGAGUCAGGAGGCCCUUCAGAGCCUGCAGCGGGAGAAAGAGGAGCUGCAGAAACAGCUGAGGGACGCAGAAGCCCAUGUGGACGGGAGCGGUCACGUGGCAGCGAUGAAAGAGCUGCAUCUUGCAGCAAUGAGCGAACUCCAAGAGGCUUAUAACAACUCGCAGAAAAAGAUUGAAGAUAUUGUGACGGAGCUGGAAAGCACCAAAGAGGCUCUAAAGGAAGCCAAAGGAAGACAGAGAGAGCUGGAAGCGGAGGUGGGGAGAGUGACCUGCCAGCUGAAAGAGGCAGUGGACAAAAUGGUUGAACAGAAGGAGGAAGAGAUCAAUAGAGUGAGGGGGUGGACCGACGAGCAACAGGAGAGACUGGAGGCUGAAGCAAAAGCAAGGGAGGAGAGUUCAAGAAUGUUGCUCGAGGUGCAAGCUCGCCUCGCACAGAUAGAGGAGGAAAAGGAGGCCGCAGACGCCAGCCACGCAGCUCAAAUCGCCCUGUUUCAAAAGGAGCUACAGAUGCAGAUGGAUGAGAAAGAAAAGGCGCUGAGAUGUCUGGAGGAACAGAGAAAUCAAAGUGUAGGUGAGAUCCAGCACGAGAGGGAGAAAGCCCAGAAACUGUUGGAGGAGCUCAUUCAGCAAAAGGAAGACUUAACUAAGCAGCUCCAAGAAGAAAGAGAGGAGAAGGUACAGAUCCAUGCAGCCCUUCAAGAGGAGAAGGGAGCGGUAGAGGUCGAGAGGAACAACCGCGAGCAGGUCAGGUCGGAGCUGCUUCGACUGCAAGCUGAGCUUGAGAAGUUGGAGGAGGAAAGGAGGAGUCUGCUGUCAGAAGUGCAACUUAAACAGGAGUUCAGCCACGUGCUGGAGAAUCAGCUAAGCAAUGCCGAGCAGGACAGAAAUCAGCUCCAGUCUCGGCUGGAUGAUGUCGAGCGAGACAACGUCGGCCUCCGGGCCCAAUUAAACCACUCGCGGGAGAAGACGGGAGCUCUGGAGCACGAGUUGGACAAGCAGCAGCAGGACCGAGCAGCUCUGAGGGAGCAGGUGGAGGCACUGACUCAGGAGAAGGUUACCCUGCAGUGGGAAACGGAGGAGCAACGACGGGACCUCCAAAGACAAUUAGCUGAAGUGCAGGAGAAGAGCUGCUCGCGCUCCGAGGUGGAACACUGGAAGAAACAAUACGAGGAACUGUUCACCAAAGUCAGGCCCUUUCAGGAGCAGCUUAAUGCGUUUGCAGCGGAGCGAGAUGCGCUGCUUAAUGAGAACGGGGCAAACCAGGAAGAAUUAAACAAAUUAGCCGACGCUUACGCUCGCCUCCUGGGGCACCAGAACCAGAAGCAGAAGAUCAAACAUGUGAUGAAGCUCAAAGAUGAGAAUAUCUCCCUAAAACAGGAGGUUUCAAAGCUGCGCUGCCUUGUGAGCCGCCAGAAGAGCGAUUUGGAGCAGCUAAGGGCAAAGCUACCCAGUGGUCCUCGUCGCAGGUUUGAUCCCAGUAAGGCUUUCCAACACGACAAGGAGAACAUUCAAACUGAAACGAACGAGCCCCUUAGAGCAGGAAACCAUAAAGAGUAGUGGAGGUCCUGCAGCAGACAAGAACAGGCUGCUAGAAGGAAAGACAAACUACAUGUGAAUUUUAGAAAUGUUUAUAUCAAAAAAUAAGUCUGAGUUUUAGCAGCUUUAUAUUGAAAUUGUUGCAGGAUGUGUGAACGCAGAGGUCGGAUGAUUUGCAUACAUGAGCUGAAAGCACAACAUAAAAAUGUCUGUACUAAAACCUGAUCCUCCAUAAUCGGCAGUAGUUUUUUAAUGAACCUAUUUUCACGUGGUGGCUGUAAAUUCUUAUUUUGUUAAUAAAUAUGUUUUUUUUUUUUUUUUUUU